This is a messenger RNA of Didymella exigua CBS 183.55, 1203 nucleotides long. RefSeq lists its product as uncharacterized. Lineage: Eukaryota; Fungi; Ascomycota; Dothideomycetes; Pleosporales; Didymellaceae. Gene Ontology annotation, molecular function: L-allo-threonine aldolase activity. Gene Ontology annotation, biological process: L-threonine catabolic process; glycine biosynthetic process. The record is from RefSeq and is a predicted model, not a curated record. Bases 1 to 1203 code for a protein of 400 amino acids. The transcript has a single exon. Gene Ontology annotation, cellular component: cytosol.
AUGUCGGCCUUCGACCAAUACACCGCCAAGAGCAAGGCGCCUGCUGGGAAUAGUGGCGAGAAGCAGGUCGGCUCCGCCUGGGGCAAUGAGCGCAACCCCGCGGCGUUUGACUUCCGCUCCGACGUGCACACAACGCCGACGCUCUCCAUGCUGAGGGCGAUCCAGGAGUGCUCUCUGCUCGACGAUGUCUCCAUGGAAGAUCCGACCACGCUCGGCCUCGAGAAAUUUAUAGCCGACCUUACCGGCAAGGAAGACGCCCUCCUCGUCCUCUCCGGUAGCAUGGGCAACCAGGUCGCCCUGCGCUCGCACCUCGCCGCCCCGCCGCACGCCAUCCUCUGCGACCGGCGCUCGCACAUCAUCCAGUACGAAGCCGGUGGCGUCGCCUCGCUGUCACAGGCGUUCACGCAGACGGUCGACGCCAAGAACGGGACGUACAUGACCCUCGAGGAAGUCAGGAAGUACGCCGUCAUCAGCGACGAUGUGCACGCCUGCCCGACCCGCGUCAUAUCGCUCGAGAAUACGCUGAACGGCGCCAUCAUGCCGCUGUCCGAAGUUCGUCGCAUCGCUGCCUGGGCCCGCGAGAAUGACAUCAUAAUGCACAUGGACGGCGCACGACUGUGGGAGGCCGUAGCCGCGGGCGCAGGGACCCUCAAGGACUUCUGCGCCGAGAUGGACAGUCUGUCGCUGUGCUUCAGCAAGGGCCUCGGCGCGCCGAUCGGCAGCAUCAUCGUCGGCACCAAGGCCUUCAUCAAGCGCAGUCGCUGGGUCAGGAAGUCCAUCGGCGGCGGCCUGCGCCAGGCGGGCGUGGUCGCCGCACCAGCCCGCGUCGCAGUCGAGGAGACGUUCCUUGGCGGCAAGCUCGCAGAGUCCCACGACAAGGCGAGGCGGAUACAGAAGCUCUGGACCGAUCUGGGCGGCCAGCUGGACUACCCUGUGGACUCGAACAUGGUGUGGCUGAACCUCGAGGCGCACGCAAUCGACGUCGAUCACUUCAUCGAGACAGCCAACAAGUACGGUGUUCGCACAAGAGGAGGGCGCUUCGUCGUGCACUAUCAGAUCAGCGAGGAGUGUAUCGAGGCCUGCCGCAAGCUCUUCACGGAUGUGCUGACGGGGAAGGAGAGCAAAGGCAAGAAGGCCGAGGCGCCGCAUGCUGCCGAGGAGCUGAAGAUGAAGGGCCAGGUGGACAUUGACUGCAGUGCUUAG